GCCCGGGAACUUUGGACUUGGAUCAUGAGUAGCCAGAAGGUCAGUGUGUGAUCUGCAGAAGAGGACGAUUUGGCUAGAUGGCGGGACUGGAGUAAGAUCAGGUAGCCAUGGGUACAAGGUGGUGCUGACAGCAGAGGGGCAUGGCUGCAGCCCUGCAGGUUCUGCCCUGUCUGGUCCGAGCCCUCUCACGUCCACUCUUCUGGGGGCCCCCAGUGGCCCGGCUGGCCAGUGGCAUGGCCUUGUCAGAGCAGGCACGACACCUGUUUGAGAGUGCUGUGGGUGCCGUGCAGCCGGGGCCAAUGCUGCAAAGGGCACUGUCCUUGGAUCCUGAUGGCAGACAGCUAAAGGUGCGGGACCGGAGCUUCCAGCUGCAGCAAAACCUGUACCUCGUGGGCUUUGGCAAGGCUGUACUUGGCAUGGCAGCUGCAGUGGAGGAGCUAUUGGGCCAGCAUCUUGUGCAGGGUGUGAUCAGCGUUCCCAAAGGGAUCCGUGCUGCCAUGGAUCAUGUUGGCAAGCGGGAGAUGUUGCUGAAGCCACACAGUCGUAUCCAGGUGUUUGAGGGUGCAGAGGACAACUUACCAGAUCGUGAUGCACUUCGGGCUGCGCUGGCCAUCCGGCACCUGGCUGAGGGACUCACAGCUGAUGACCUGCUGCUCGUGCUUAUCUCAGGUGGGGGCUCGGCCCUGCUGCCUGCCCCCAUCCCACCUGUCACAUUAGAGGAGAAACAGAUGCUCACCAAGCUGCUGGCAGCCCGUGGAGCCACCAUCCAGGAGCUGAACACCAUCCGAAAGGCCCUGUCCCAGCUCAAGGGUGGAGGGCUGGCUCAGGCUGCCUACCCUGCCCAGGUGGUGAGCCUGAUCCUGUCAGAUGUGGUGGGAGACCCUGUGGAGGUGAUUGCCAGCGGUCCCACAGUGGCUAGUACCCACAGUGUGCAAGAUUGCCUGUAUAUCCUCAAUCGCUAUGGACUUCGUGCUGCUCUUCCUCGUUCUGUGAAGACUGUGCUUGCUCAGGCUGACUCUGACCCCCGUGGCCCACAUACCUGUGGUCAUGUCCUCAAUGUGAUCAUUGGUUCUAAUGUGCUGGCCCUGGCUGAGGCUCAGAGGCAGGCCCAGCUUCUGGGCUAUCGGGCGGUGGUGCUGAGUGCAGCCAUACAGGGUGAUGUGAAAAGUGUGGCUCAUUUCUAUGGGCUGCUGGCCCGUGUGGCUGGAGCUCACCUCAUCCCAGCCACAGCUGGGGCCUCUGUGGAGGAGACUGUAAAACUCCGUGAGCUUGCAGCUGAGCUCCAGCUCUCAGACCUGCAGCUGGAGGAGGUGCUGGAGGCUGUAGUGGAGGCUCAGGGCCCGGUCUGCCUGCUGGCUGGUGGGGAGCCCACAGUACAGCUGCAGGGGUCAGGCAAGGGUGGCCGGAACCAGGAACUGGCCCUGCGUGUUGGAGCAGAGCUUGCAAAAUGGUCACUGGGGCCUGUUGAUGUACUAUUUUUGAGUGGUGGCACUGAUGGGCAGGAUGGGCCCACUGAGGCUGCUGGGGCCUGGGUCAUGCCUGAGCUUAUGAGCCAGGCUGCUUCUCAGGGGCUGGAUGUGACCACUUUCCUAGCCCACAAUGACUCACACACCUUCUUCUGCCGCCUCCAGGGUGGAACACACCUGUUAUACACAGGGCUGACAGGUACCAACGUCAUGGACGCCCACCUCCUGUUGCUGCGGCCUCAGUGAUGGCAUAAGUUCAGAAAAGGCCUACAAGAGCAGAAAGGGAAGACCAGAGUGGGUCCCUAGGACCUUUUUGUGCUUUAGGACUCCUCCCCUUCUCAUCUCUGGCUGCUUGGUUGGCUCUCCUAUCUCCCACCUCUCUGAAUGAGGUUUGUAGAUGGAAGCUCCUCUCCAUCCUUGCUUUCUGCCGUGGCAUCAGGCAGCCCUGAAGACCAGGACAAGUUCACUGUCUUAGUUCUCCCCUGCGCAGUCUCUUAGAGGAGCCCUUCAGCCUCUUUCUUCUGUGGAGUGAAGUUAGAAAGAUGAAAUAAGCCAGGGAUUUAGCUCAGUGGUUUGGUGGCCUGCCUUGCAAGCGCAAAGACCCGAGUUCAAUC
Messenger RNA from Fukomys damarensis (Damara mole-rat), 2080 nucleotides. It is a transcript of the gene Glyctk, whose product is annotated as glycerate kinase. Lineage: Eukaryota; Metazoa; Chordata; Mammalia; Rodentia; Bathyergidae. Bases 141 to 1712 code for a protein of 523 amino acids. Gene Ontology annotation, biological process: protein phosphorylation. The transcript has 5 exons. Gene Ontology annotation, cellular component: cytoplasm. Gene Ontology annotation, molecular function: glycerate kinase activity. The record is from RefSeq and is a predicted model, not a curated record.